Messenger RNA from Diospyros lotus (date-plum), 1103 nucleotides. Its product is annotated as photosynthetic NDH subunit of subcomplex B 4, chloroplastic. Bases 226 to 822 code for a protein of 198 amino acids. NCBI's taxonomy places the organism in Eukaryota, Viridiplantae, Streptophyta, Magnoliopsida, Ericales, Ebenaceae. The record is from RefSeq and is a predicted model, not a curated record. Gene Ontology annotation, cellular component: chloroplast thylakoid membrane; NAD(P)H dehydrogenase complex (plastoquinone). Gene Ontology annotation, biological process: photosynthetic electron transport in photosystem I. The transcript has 6 exons.
UAGGCUUAGGCACCCACGAAGGGAGGGGUGGACACAAAUAAGCUCCUUAUCUUCAUUUCUUCCCCUCUGGCUCUGGCUCUGGCUCUGAUCUACAAGCAGUACAGACUCUCUAUUUGCAUUUUGAAUUGGAACAACCACAAAUACAGGGGCUGCCUUCAGGCAACAGCUAUACCUAGCUUAGCUACCCUCUCUCUCUCUCGCUCUCUCUCAGAGAAAGAAAGCUUAAUGGCUGAAGCUCUCAUGAGUUUCACAGUUAUCCACCACUGCCCUCUCCAACCAGCCGCUGCAGCAGCGAAACUAGUGGACUUCAACCCCACAAUAUUCAAAUCAUCACUUAGGCCUUGCUCGAGUUCCAGGCCAGCAAAUAGCAGCUGGAAUCAGAUUGAAGGCAACAGUAGCAGGAGGGCUAGAAGAGGGUCGCUUUUGAGCAAAGCGAAAGCUUUACCGGCAGCUGCAGACUGGAUGCCACUAAUGGCAGUUCUUGUGGAGCAUAUGGAAGGCCAAAGAGACCUCAUAACACACAAAUCUGUUUGGCACCUCAACGAUGAAACCAUAAAGAACGUUUAUACUUUUUACAUCAUGUUCACAUGUUGGGGAUGUUGCUUCUUUGGUUCCACAAAAGAUCCAUACUAUGAUUCAGAACAAUAUAGGAAGGAUGGAGGAGAUGGCACUGGUCAUUGGGUCUACGAAAAGCAAGAAGAUAUAGAGGAAUCUGCAAGAGCAGAACUGUGGCGGGAGGAGCUAAUAGAGGAGAUAGAGCAGAAAGUUGGAGGGCUACGAGAGCUGGAGGAGGCAGCUAAGAAAGAGGAGGAACUUGUCUAGUUACUUUUCUUCUUCUUCUUCUUCUUCUUCCACAGAGUGAUCUUCCCCUUCCUAUCUACUUCUAUUCCAAAAGUUAGUUGUUUAUAUUGCAAUCAACGCCUUCCACUCAUUUCUACUUAUUUAUGGUCCACAUUUCACAUACUAACAUCGAAUCUUUUUUUUAAGAUUAAUUACACUCACGCUCCUUGAGAUUAGAUAAAAUUUAGAGACUCAUGUCAGUAUCUUAAAAAAUUAUAAUGAGCUCCUCUCUUGUUAAGAAAAUGUGAAAUGACCAUUUUUUC